GUUUCUGAAGGGAUUGCAUCCAUUCGCGCAUCGCAUAAAAAUUUCACGACCGAAAUUCAAGCUUAUAAAUUAAAUCGCUCUGCGAGAAAGUAGUGUUUUACAAUAUAGUUCAACUUCUCAAGAAUUGUUUCAUUCCAAAAACAGUGCAAAAAUACAGAUAUUAGAUUCUCUACAAAAAUGUCCGCUGCAAUUGAUUCGGAUCUGCGUACCAAAAUCGACACCGCCUGUCGUACAGCGGAGGAGUUCACCAAACUAUACUAUGAAAGCGUGGACAAAAAGCGACAUCAAAUGUCCCGGCUAUACAUGGAUAAUGGGCUGCUGGUGUGGAACGGAAACGGUGCCAGCGGAAAGGACAACAUCCAGAAAUACUUCCAGGAGUUGCCACGAUCUGAGCAUAUAAUGAACACCCUGGAUGCUCAACCAAUUAUUGAUGAUGCUGUGGCUUCCCAAUUGACGUUCCUGAUUCAGGUUUCUGGGACAGUCAAAUUCCAGGACAACCCAACGAAACCGUUCCAGCAGACGUUUAUGAUCACUGCCCAGGGGGAUAAGUGGAAGAUCGCUAGCGAUUGCUUCCGGCUGCAGGAUGGAAUCUUCUAGGCUUUAAGGUAUGAAUAAGGAAAUAAUGACGAAUGAUGAACAUUAA
This is a messenger RNA of Uranotaenia lowii, 643 nucleotides long. It is a transcript of the gene Nxt1, whose product is annotated as NTF2-related export protein. The transcript is spliced from 2 exons. Gene Ontology annotation, cellular component: nuclear pore central transport channel. The record is from RefSeq and is a predicted model, not a curated record. NCBI's taxonomy places the organism in Eukaryota, Metazoa, Arthropoda, Insecta, Diptera, Culicidae. The coding region runs from base 178 to 597 and encodes 139 amino acids. Gene Ontology annotation, biological process: protein import into nucleus.